UAUAUGAGAGAAGUAGUUUCGGUGGUGGGAUUUCUGGGCGCUAAUUUGUGGGAUUAAUUUGCAAUGCAGCCUUUCAGCGGAAGCCUACAGUGGUGGGAUGGGCUGUGAGGUGUUCAAGAUGGCGGCGCCCUGUGGAGUGAAGCUACUCUAACAGAGGUGCCUGGAGACUGAAUUGGCGGGUGGCCCCAAGAGAAGUCUUCCAGGCAGGAAGGAAGGUAGAGACACAACACUGCCUCCACCACUGCCACCAUGGCGAGGGAGCAGCCCAGCAUGGGGGACCUCCUCCUGCUUCUGGAGACCUCAGACCUCCAGCAGCUUGAAGAGAUCAGAGGCCUUAUUAAUGAGCAACUCAGCACUGAACGAGGGUCUGUCCUGCUCAACGGGUUGGUGGACUACUUUUUAGAAACAAACUCAUCAGAGGCCAUACAUAUCCUUUGUUCAGUCAGAGAGCCACAUGACAAGCACCUUCUAGACAAGAUGAACGAGUGUAUGACCAAACAGGCCUGUCGGCUGCCCACCCUCACCAUGCUGGGCCACGUCAUCCGCAAGCAGCCAUCCUGGAUCCACAAGAUUGCCCGAUACCCUCUUCUGCUGUCGCUGCUCAAAUGCCUAAAGACUGAUACGGAUGUCGUGGUGUUGAUAACUGGGGUUCUGGUGCUGAUCACACUUCUUCCCAUGAUUCCUCAAGCGGGAAAGCAACACCUGUGGGAGUACUUUGACAUUUUUGGCCGCUUGGCAUCCUGGAACCUAAAAAAUCCUGGGCACAUUUCAGAGGUUUACUUGAUCCACCUUCACGCCAGCGUCUAUUCGCUCUUCCACCGUCUAUAUGGCAUGUACCCUUGCAACUUUGUCUCCUAUCUACGCUCUCACUACAGCAUGAAGGAAAACAUGGAAACAUUUGAGGUGGUGGUCAAGCCGAUGCUUGAACACGUCCGAAUUCACCCUGAACUGGUGACAGGAACCAAGGAUCAUGAGCUGGACCCUACCAGGUGGAAAAAGUACGAAAUCCACGAUAUCGUCAUUGAAUGUGCCAAAGUGUCUCUAGAUCCGAAGGAAGCCUCCUGCGAGGAGGGAUACACCACCAUGCCUGAAAACUUUUGCCCUCAGAUGCAUCUGCGACCACAAGACUGCACUUCCAGCCCCUACACAGAACUCUACAGCAGCCAUGGAAGCUCCUCAUCAACCCCGUUCUCCACUCCACGACAGCCGCUGCCGCCGCCUCUGUCUUUUCCCCCCUUCUCAGGAACACAGUCAACCAACCGUAGCCCCCAGACUACCAAACGACAGAACUCCACCUGUGAACCAAACUCCUCCUAUGGCGGGAAGGACCCACUGUGGAGUCCUUCCUCUUUGUGCGGUAUGGCUACGCCCCCCUCAUCAAGAGGCAUGUCGCCCAAUUUAGAGCUCUCCCAUAGUGCCUCACACCUUCCAAGCCGCUUCCACUGCACUUCAGGAGGGAAAGGAACAUCUGCCUCUAGUACUCCAGCCACCUCAUCACCACCACCCACCCUGUCGGAUGAUUUUCCUAUAAUCUCUUUACCAGCUAACACAGUCCAAUCCAGUCCACCUAGAAAGGAACGCAGACAUGUAGACAGUAGUAAGCCUGCACUGGUGAGACAGGAACCUGUGAAAGACUCGGAAAAAAGUGGAGCCACAAACAGAGAUGCUGCAGAUGCUGCGAAUGUGUCCAUGACUUUGACGGAGCUCUCGGUUUUCAUGAGAAGACAGGAGUUGGAGCUUCAGCUGAGAACGGAAAAGGAAAAAGAAGAUGCUGCUAUCGCAGAGGAGCUGCUCAAAAUCACAGAGGAUAAGCAAGAGCUGUCAGGUCUGCGGGGUUUCGACUCACCUUUCUACCGUACCACUGAGACUCUGACUGGCUGUCAGACACAAGACAAAAUUGUCACAAAUAGCCAAAUUGGAGGGCCCAUAUCCGACACACACAAUGUAGUGUCAACACCAGACAAAGUUGACAACACUGCAAGCACCAGCGAUGUUGGGAGUGAACAAUGUGGGGGAGUUGGAGACAACAGGAGUUUAGUCAUCGGCCUCGAUCAGUCCUGGCCGUUACUGUCAGGUUUCACCCCUAUUGAUCACCACCUGCACCGGAGCCCCUCUGCCCCAGAAGAUGAGGUGGGAAAAUUUGGGAUGCUCUCACCAAGUCCAUGCAACAAGACCCCUGCCCCUGUGCCAUAUGAGGUGUUCUUUGACCUGGCUUUGCCCAGGGCAGCCUCUCUUUAUGUAGGCCAGAAGACAUCUGAGGCUGUGCACAAAGCAGCACUGGAGAGACUCUCAAGACGAGAAGAGGGGUUGGAGGAUGGGGAAGAAGAAGGGGUUAUGACUGCUUCACCACUGGAGGUGCUGGAUCGCCUUGUUCAGCAGGGGAGCGACACCCAUGAUAAAGUCCUAAAGAGAUUACCUUUACCAAGUAAGUCAGCUGACUGGACACACUUUGGAGGUUCAGCUCCAUCUGAUGAGCUUCACACACUGCGGAGCCAGCUGCUCCUGCUGCACAACCAGCUGCUGUAUGAGCGCUACAAGAGAGAGCAACACGCUGUCCGCAAUAGACGCCUCCUGCGACGCAUCAUCAAUGCUACUGCACUCGAAGAGCAGAAUAAUGCCAUGAAAGACCAGCUAAACCUGCAGAAUGUGGACAUCUCGUCCCUGAGGGAGAGUUUGCAAGUGGAGCAGCAGCGCUACAGACAGCUGUGGGAUGACCGAGAGACUGUAGUGACCCGUCUACACACUCAAAUCAGACAGCUACAGCAAGGGCGAGAUGACUACUACACAAAGAACCAAGAGCUCCAUAGCAAGUUACAAGAGUGUCUGAAAAGGAUAGGUGAAUUGGAGGCAGAGCUUCAGGGGUCAAAUAACAGAGUCUGUCAAACUGGGCACCUGCUCAAACAGAUGACCGUCAAGUUAAGCAACAGUGAGAGCACUCAGCAGCAAAUGAGCAUCCUGAACAAACAGCUGCUUCUCCUUGGAGAGGCACAUAAACUGUCCAUGCAGGAACUGCAGUAUGUUGGUGCAGAUAAUACCAAGCGACCCAUCACCAAGGAGGCUCGGAUGCUGCAAAUGUCCUACAGGAAGGAGAUGGAAGCCCUGAGACAGAACCUGCUGGUUCAGGGUCAAAAACUUGAGGCAGCACACCAGAGAGCCGCUGAGUUGGAGACCCUCCUCUCCAAGAAGGAACACCUCAUUGCAGAACAGAAGAAGUUUCUUGAAGAUGUCAAAUGUCAAGCAAAGGCAGAGCUGCAGGCCUCAGAUGGCCGGUAUCAGACUCAGAAGAGAAUCACCCAACUACUGCAGACUGAAAUCUUGCAGCUUUACAGCAAAGUGGAGAUGGAGUGUCUAGGAAGUAGUACCUGCCUGCCACCAGGAGUUAAAUCUGACCGACACGUGCCAGCUGACUCUAGGUUUGGGAGUGUUGUUCAUUACAACGAAGCAUACUCUAAUAGACCACCUACCAUCCUAGUGCCAGAUGGGCCAAGUAAAACAUGCAACGAUGAGGAGGGGGACAAAAGACCACCACACGACUCACUUUGCGGCAACGGCAGCACUUUAUCACCAGGGCAACUAAAUGCAAGCAACUCUUCCAAAACCUCUGUCAACGGUAGGAAGGAGUCGGGCCCAUCUUUAAAAGUGGACUCCCCCCUCUCCUGUCCGCACACCAACCUGCUUGCAACUCUGACACCCUCUGAUGCACCACUUACUGUGGGCUCCUACCCCAGUGCCAAGAGUUUCCUUGGCAUGAGAGCACGCGAGCUGUUUCGCAACAAAAGCGAGAGUCAAUGUGGCGGCGGCGAUGAGGAGGAAGAAGAGGAGCAUCUGCAGCCGCCACAUCUCGCCGGCCUUGCACAAAGCCUCAAGACUGAGCUGUGCACAGAGCUGGGCUCCGUUGCCCACCCCACCCCUAGGUUGGCUGCUCCGAUCAUCGUAGCCACCAAGGAUUCCUCCGAGCCCGUGCAGCAGGCCCCGAGUCAGGAAAACUUUCCCAGGAAGAUAGGCCGUAGCUCGUUGGGGACGGGCCGCCCCCGACAGCAACAGCUAAAGAUCAUGGACUACAAUGAAACGCAUCAUGAGCACAGUUAAGGGACACAACUGAACCGGGAAGACCGAAGCUAAUGUCUGCAAAGAUUUACAAAUCAGUCAAAGAGUAUUGUGUCAGCCUCUCUUUGAAAAUCAGUAUUAUUUGUUCCAUUCCUCUGAGUGGACAACAGGAUUUAUUUAAAAAAAAAAAAAAAAAUCUAUCGAGACAUGUAGACAAAACUUUGUUUCGGCACUGGUGAUACUGAACAUGAAUGUGGUUAUGACCAGGAUGCUUUAAGACAGGGGUCCCCAAACUUUUUUCAGUGAGGGCCGCAUAACCCUUCCCUUCUCUGAUGAGGGCCCGGGGUCAGUUUGUAACAGAAAGUGUGACGAUUGCAGGAGUGCCUAAAUGUAAAAAUUUAGGCACCAUUGUUUUUCAGAAAGCCACAAUCAAAUAACCCUUUCUGGAUUCUUCACGCAACAAAAGUAAAUGAAAUAAAAGAUAAUAUAAUAUAAUAGAAUAGAAUAAUAGAUAAUAAUAACACUAUUAAUUAAAUGGAUAAUAACCAAAUAACCCUCUCUGGGUUCUUCACAGAAAAAAGCCAAGAAAUAAAUUACCCUUUGGGGGGGGGGGGGGGGGGGGGGGAGGGAAUCCCUCCACCCCCCGCCCAAAUUUUUUUGUUUUUUUUUUUUGUUUUGUUUAGGGGGCCGGACCAAAUGUGGCUGCGGGCUGGAGUUUGGGGACCCCUGCUUUAAGAUAACAUGAGCAGAAUGUGUGCAGAAAAUUUAACUUUUGUUAGACCCUCGGGAGUGGAAUUCCACACUGCGCAAAUUUUAAUUUUCCCUCUUGGAGGCCUCUUUGCUUUUAGUUGAGCUGGGUGUUAAAACCUGCUUAGCUCUUGUCACCACAUCCUCUUGUACAUGGAAAACAAUUGGAUUUAAAGUAUGAGCUUUGCAGAUUACCUUGAUUGUGCCAUCUGUUAACAUGUUUUUUUCCCCACAAAGAUUUUUUUUUUCUUGUUAAAAGAUAAUUACUUUUUCUUCAAGAAAACCUGACCAUAUCAUCGUUGGGAAUCAAUCAUAAUUUCAUGAAUGAUUACAAUGAGUUUUGUGUUCAAAAUCUGUCUGAAAGUGUGUUUGUUCGCACUUGUGUGUAAGGAACAUAUUCAUUCUUCGAUAUCCUGAAGACUGCAAAAUUAAAAAUGUAUGAGAUUAAGAAACAUAACUAUUUAUGCAUUUUAUAGAUAUACAGCACCACAUUCUUAAUUAUUUUUAUUUAAACAGUUGUGAAGGAUGCAAGUAUAAAUCCGAAUGAGAUGACGGCUUUUCCCUUCAUGUCUUCUUUAACUACAUUCAUAAACCUCCUCUUUGGUUGUGUAAUAUGGUUGCCAGGAAUUUUUACUGUGACAAAAUUAACACUCCUCUCAGCAGAAGUGUUUUUCCCCCUUAGAUUGGUACCAAAUUGCUCUCUGUACCUGCUUCAUCAAUACUCAGUCCUCUUUCUAAAUCCUGUUGUCCACCAAGGUCUCCUACUGUCAUGUCCUUCUGCUGCGCUAUCUAAAGCAUGUUCAAUGAUCCACUUAAAUGCCAACCGUAGUAAUUACAGCAACCUAAGACGGAAGGUACAAUCUGCACAAACUAAAGAAACCAGGACUCUUGAAUAGAUGAAAUGGCAAAAAUGGAAGUUCUUAAAGCUUGUGUUUAACUGUGAACAAUAAAGGUCGUCUUCGAUGUUUUGCACAACAGUGAGUGUUUUGCUCUUUUGCCCCUUGAAUGUGUAUCAAAUAUACUGUAUAUUCUGCCAUCAGGUACAUAUAUUUUAGUAAUGCGUCUAUCCGUCUGAUCCCUGCUAAGUGGUUGAAAGUUUGGGUUUUCUUGAUUGGGUGUGGGCUAACCACAUGAUACAGUAGGCCUAUGUAUGAACUAACGGCAACAACAACCGUUGGAUUAACAAUUGCACCUAUUCAACUCAGCAGCAUGAUUUUGGAAGGAAUCAGGAAUACCCGGAGAGAAAAAUAGCCCCCAUACAAACCUAUCAGCCCUAAAUUUGAACUCUAAACCCGGUUACGUACACCAUCAACUCGGCCUUCACAGUUCAAAUGAUCGGAAAUCUGGCUGAUUGAACCAAUUUUUAGA
Corythoichthys intestinalis (scribbled pipefish) is the source of this 6162-nucleotide messenger RNA. It is a transcript of the gene tsc1b, whose product is annotated as TSC complex subunit 1b. Gene Ontology annotation, cellular component: TSC1-TSC2 complex. The record is from RefSeq and is a predicted model, not a curated record. Gene Ontology annotation, biological process: negative regulation of cell population proliferation; regulation of cell cycle; negative regulation of TOR signaling. Bases 250 to 4089 code for a protein of 1279 amino acids. NCBI's taxonomy places the organism in Eukaryota, Metazoa, Chordata, Actinopteri, Syngnathiformes, Syngnathidae. The transcript is spliced from 22 exons.